This is a messenger RNA of Saprolegnia diclina VS20, 1725 nucleotides long. RefSeq lists its product as hypothetical. Gene Ontology annotation, molecular function: alpha-tubulin binding; gamma-tubulin binding. Gene Ontology annotation, biological process: Arp2/3 complex-mediated actin nucleation; retrograde transport, endosome to Golgi; endocytic recycling. The transcript has 14 exons. Bases 1 to 1725 code for a protein of 574 amino acids. The record is from RefSeq and is a predicted model, not a curated record. Lineage: Eukaryota; Oomycota; Saprolegniomycetes; Saprolegniales; Saprolegniaceae. Gene Ontology annotation, cellular component: early endosome; recycling endosome; WASH complex.
AUGCAGAGCGCGCAGGUCUACUGCGUCGAGCGCGUCUUCGAGGACCUCAAGAAGCCGUUCGUCGCCAAGGACGUCGUGCGCCAGCUUAUACACCUGGAUACUGUCGUCGCCGAUGUCUUUGAGCGCAUCUCGCUGCGCGUCCAAGCCGAGAAGGAUCGCGUCAAAGCGAUCGACGCUAGAAUCGCGGCCUGCCAGGCCAAAGUCAACGCCGUCACAGAGCGUGGCACGACCAACAAGGCCACGACGGUCUUUUCAACGGCCAAAUACCCGGCGCCCAAGGUGCUGCCGGCGAUGAAGGGGCUGUACAGCGACAAGCCAUACGAAGAGACACCGCCGUUGACGGCCGAGCUCGAAGCGACGCACUUCCUGCCCUCCGAGCCGCCGACGGCCGGGCAGCGUGCGCAGCUCAUGGCCGAGGUCGUCGAUUUGUUUGAACGUGUCAACACCUUCAAGGCGACGCGCAAGGCCGAAGACAUUAUGAAGGAGGAAGGGCUCGGCUCGCUCCCAGGCCAAGUGCCCACCGUCGGCGGCGUCCUCCUCUUCAACUCGAGCGAGACGCCGUACCAAAACUAUGUGCUCGUGGACAACCUCUUUGGUACGGAAUUUGAAGGCGAAGAAGAGCAAAAGAAGCAACUCGCGGCCGCGCCCGACACGGUCAUCAACCGCGGCGCCGGCAUCGACUACAGCAACAUGCCGACCGACAUUUACCGCCCCAAGCCGGGCUCGAUGCCCGCCUUUUCCGAGAAGCUACCAACAGACUUGCCGCUCAAGGGCCUCGUCACGACCGACGUGCAAGUCGACACGUCGGGCAUCCAGUCGAUUGCGCCGUCGAUGCAAAACAUGAUUGAGCUCCCGACGCUGCCUGAAUUUGCCACCGGCCCGACCGCGAUCGAGCGGCAUGUGGAAGGUGCCACGGCCCUCGGGCCAUCGGACAUGACGCCGCCGCCGCCUCCGCCACCGCCGUCCCUCAAAUUCGAUGCACCGGAGCCAACCAUUGGCAGUUCGAUGCCACCACCGCCACCGCCCCCGACAGGCGACGAUGCCCCGCCGCCGCCGCCACCGAUGGACAUGCCGGCUUCGCCCGAUGCACCACCGCCACCUCCGGUCGAGCCCGAGCCGGCCAACCCCCGGGCAAGUCUUAUGGACGCGAUCCGUAGCGCAAGCCUCAACAAGCUCAAGAAGGCAGAUGCGACCGAGCGGCGCAGCGGCGCCCCCGAGCCACCCAAGGCGCCGACCACCGUACCACAAGAAGUGCUGGACCGUCUCACUCGGCUCAAAAAUGCAUGGAGCGGCAAAGGCGACAAGGAAGAAAACUCGCGGGACCGGGACCAAUUCAAAAAGGUCACGGUGCUCAAAGCGCAGGAAGUCCCGACGCCGCCGCAGCAGCAGCAACCGCCGCCGCCGCCCAUGGCCGACUACCCUGGCACCCGCAAGCUACCAACCGUUGCCAUGUCGGAAGACGGCAGUGACGACGAGCGGUUCGACGACAAGGCGUCCAAUUUCGGCGAUGACAAAGAUGACGCACUCGCGCGCAUCAAGGCGAUCCAAGAGAAGAACGCAACCAAGAAGGACGAGCCGGUCAAGCCCAAGCCCGUGGUGGAGCCCAUCAAGCAGCCCGACCCGCCCAAGUCGUCGGCUGCGACCAUGGACGCGAACAUUCGUGGCCUCCGCGACCGGCAAGACUCUCUCUCCAUGUCGGAAGCGUCCGACUGGUCGGACGAUUAG